This is a messenger RNA of Lagopus leucura (white-tailed ptarmigan), 7232 nucleotides long. It is a transcript of the gene SORBS1, whose product is annotated as sorbin and SH3 domain containing 1. Lineage: Eukaryota; Metazoa; Chordata; Aves; Galliformes; Phasianidae. The transcript has 38 exons. Gene Ontology annotation, cellular component: cytoplasm; nucleus; cell-substrate junction. The record is from RefSeq and is a predicted model, not a curated record. Bases 410 to 5203 code for a protein of 1597 amino acids. Gene Ontology annotation, biological process: cell-substrate adhesion. Gene Ontology annotation, molecular function: protein binding.
UUUCAUUUGGAUUUGCGUUAAAGGACAGAAGAACAGCUGAGUAAAGCACAGGAUAACAUUGCUGUGUGAUGGGGUGGAAGCUCAGCUGUACUUCAGUUCUUAUGUUUGCAUCUGCUUUUGCACCGAAUAGCAGCAAUAGCCAACCAGUUUUUCUUUCUAGGCUGUUGGAUGAGAGCAAGAAGAAAAGACAAAAAUCAGAGGAGGCCAGAGCAUAGCUGUGGACCUGUGGCUUCUCUUUCUGUGAGCUCUGACAAAGGUAUGUGCUGUGACAGAACAGUUGUAUGUGAAGAAAAGCUGGAGUGGAAGUCACUGGCAGAGGAUCUUGCACUUUUCAGCUGCGCCUGAAGAGUUCAGCUGACUGCGAGAUAAACAAAAUCCAGAAGUGAAAAAGGCAAUUCCUUCUGCCACAAUGAGCUCUGAACGUGAAGAAGUUGAUGUUGCAAAAACUGUUGUCAAUGGGCUGAGCAGCAAUGGACAAGAAAAAGCUGUUGACGUCCCUUUAUACACACGCUCUAUUUCUGCCGUUACAAUAAUCCCUGUGAAGAAAGUGAAAAGUUCUCCUCACCUAGUGCUGCCUACAGAAACAGAUCCCACUAAAGUCUGCAGUGGAAAAGGAGCUGUGACCCUCUGGGUAUCUUCAACCUCUGAAGAGAAUCAGAAAAUCUCUUCGCCAUGUCCUCAGGAUGCUGAGAAACCUGAAAGUCUGGAGCCAGAAAACACAGAAACAGAUGAUUGGAGAUCAUCACCCAACACUGAUGCCAACGGGGAUGCCCAACCAUCUUCUCUGGCUGCCAAGGGUUAUAGGAGUGUGCGUCCGAACCUUUCCUCGGACAGCAAGCCACAGGCCCUUCCUCCUCCCCGUCCUCCUCUCCCCAAGGAGGAAAGCUUUGCAUGGCGUCCUCGCACUGACACUAAAGCAACCAACCUGCUGCCAGUGCCCAUCAUGGAUUGUGUGUACCUGAAUGCACCCAAGCCUUCUGCUCAGCGUGCAUCACUAAAUGCCAGCGCACGGUCUUACUUCUCAUCACCCACCCCCUAUGGGGCAGUCCCCAGCGGGAAGCAAGGCUUGCCAGCAGGGCAUUUUCCUUCUUCAGGUCCCAGAGAUAUGGUGCAUGUUGGGCAGCCACUCUUGGAAAGUAGCUCCUCAUCAAAUGCAUCAUCCUUACAACGCAACCCUGACAGGGCAGAUCCCAGUAGUAAGGCUGGAAUGAAUUCCAGUCAUGAGACGAAGGCGGAUAAAAAGGUCAGCAAACUAUAUGUAGCUUGUUUAUCUAACAACACUUGCUCAGCCACGUCUGAAAAUUCCACUGGCACCACACAUGACCCAUCAGCCAGCACCAGUUUGGGAGCUGAGGUCACUCAGGCACCAGCCACCGAUAUUGUUUUCUCUGCAACGGGAAAAGCUCUUCCUGCUCCUCCUCCUCCUCCUAUUCCUCCCAGGCCGUACUUUUACAUUGUCCUCAAUAAAGACGCAGUUAGUUCUGAUGCGGGCCAGCCCUCUUGGACACAGUCAUCACCUCCGCAAGCUUUGAGGGACAGAGUGCUAGAGCCCCAGAGCACAGCUGCCACAGAGGACAGAAUGAGAAAAGAGCCUUAUCUUACCCAGCAGCGGCAGCCGCCGUACAAGGCAGUGGGACGCAGCAUGGAUGUCACUGCCACCACAACUCAGCCUGGGGUUAUAGUAGUCCCCCUUGUCCAGAUUAAUCCAGACAGACAACAAGAAGGCAGCUCCAGCACUCCUCCACCGCCUCUGGUUCCUUUUGGGCAAGGCUCCGUAUUCCCUGAGACUCUUCCUCCUGGCACACCCUUGACUUUUCCGACUCUAGAUGAUUUCAUUCCCCCACAUCUCCAGAGGGGUUCCCACCAUAACCAAGCACCCUCUGCGUCUGGCACAUCACCCUCUGUUUACCCGAAACUUCCAUUCUUCUCAACACCACCUUCACUUGUACCUCCAGUUACGGGGGCUUUGCACAGGGGCUUGAAGCCUGAAAUCACUGGAGUCAUCUCACGUACAGACCCAGGUCCUGCACUAAAUGACGUGACCCAGCCUAGCAGUGGCACUGACUAUCCAACUUCCUUCACAUCAAUCAACAAGUCAUCUUCUGCCUAUCCCUCUACCACAAUCGUCAAUCCCACUAUUGUCCUCUUGCAGCACAAUCGAGAACAGCAAAAAAGGCUUAGUAGCCUGGCAGAUUCUGUGCCAGACAGAAUAAUUUCAGACAAAGUAGAUUUGGCACUCACACAAGUCAAGCCAGUCCAGGAGCCAGUGCUGAGUGAGAGGAGGGUUUUGGAGGAGAAGAGAAUUGUCAAGAGCCCUCAGCAUAUGGCUGAUACUUCUGUUGAUGACAUUGGCAUUCCACUGAGGAACACAGACAGAUCGAAGGACUGGUACAAGACAAUGUUCAAACAGAUACACAAGCUAAACAGAGACACUCCUGAAGAAAAUCCUUAUUGCCCUACCUACAUAUUUCCUGAACUUCCUGAAAUCCAGCAAAAACCUGAAGAAGACAAUCCUUAUUCUCCUACAUACCAGUUUCCUGCGUCUACUCCUAGCCCUAUCUCUGAAGAUGAAGAUUCUGAUUCAUACUCUCCUCGUUAUUCCUAUUGUGAGGACACCAGAAGCCAGCCUUCAGUUCCUCGCUCCAAGAGUGAGAUGGACCAUAUUGACUCAGAGAAGGUGUUUAAGAGGUCUGCCACUUUGCCCCUACCAAACCGUACUUCAUUGCUGAAAUCCAGCCCUGAAAGGACGGACUGGGAGCCUCCAGACAAGAAGGUGGACACUAGAAAAUACCGUGCAGAGCCCAGGAGCAUUUAUGACUAUCAGCCAGGAAAGUCCUCAGUUCUGAACAGUGAAAAAAUGACUCGGGAUAUAAGCCCAGAAGAGAUAGAUUUAAAGAAUGAACCUUGGUAUAAAUUCUUUUCGGAAUUGGAGUUUGGGAAACCGCCUCCAAAAAAGAUUUGGGAUUAUACUCCUGGAGAUUGCUCUAUCCUUACUAGAGAGGAUAGAAAGACUGAUCUAGAAAAAGACCUCUACCUCUACCAGACUGAGUUAGAGGCAGAUUUAGAAAAAAUGGAGAAGCUUUAUAAAGCGCCACAUAAAAAGCCACAGAAGAAUACAGCAGGUGUUACUCCUCUGGAAACUUCCACAGACCAUUCGUCCUUCUCCACAUAUUCACCCAACUACCACGCAGCGAAGAGGGAUUCAGAACCAGCACUGGGGGACCUUGCUGGCUUGGAGAAUGAGAGACAGAUUUACAAGAGUGUGCUGGAAGGUGGAGAUAUCCCGUUCCAGGGGCUGAGUGGUCUCAAGCGUCCUUCUAGCUCUGCUUCCACAAAAGAUUCAGAAUCACCAAGGCAUUUUGCACCAGUUGAUUACAUGGAAACCCCAGAAGAAAUUAUCCGCAGGCGUUAUGAUGAUAAAGAGAAACUUUUAGAGGACCAGAGACGGCUUAAACGUGAGCAAGAAGAAGCUGAUAUUGCAGCUAGAAGGCACACAGGGGUCAUUCCAACGCACCAUCAGUUUAUCACUAAUGAGCGAUUUGGGGACCUCCUAAAUGUAGACGAUACAGCAAAGAGGAAAUCUGGGUCAGAGAUGAGACCUGCUAGAGCCAAGUUUGACUUCAAAGCACAGACUCUGAAGGAACUUCCUCUGCAAAAAGGAGAUAUUGUUUACAUUUACAAGCAGAUUGACCAGAAUUGGUAUGAAGGUGAACACCAUGGCAGAGUUGGCAUCUUCCCACGAUCCUAUAUAGAGCUUCUCCCACCAGCUGAGAAAGCUCAGCCCAAAAAGCCAUUACCAUUGCAAGUAUUGGAAUAUGGAGAUGCUAUUGCUAAGUUCAACUUCAAUGGUGAUACUCAAGUAGAAAUGUCUUUCAGAAAGGGUGAAAGGAUCACGUUGAUUCGACGAGUGGAUGAGAACUGGUAUGAAGGAAGAAUCUCUGGCACCAGUCGCCAAGGCAUCUUCCCUGUAACUUAUGUGGAAGUGCUCAAACGGCCAGUGGUCAAGAAUGCCAUUGAAUAUCCAGACCCACCUGUGUCACUCUCCCCUAACCGCAGCGUGACAGCUUCACCACAGUCUCCCAGCUCUGAGCUGCUCCAUACACCAACUCCUCCGCCUUUGCCUUUCUCACGCCGUGCCUUGUCUCCAGAGGUGCAGGCAGUCACAUCCGAGUGGAUUGCUCUGACUGUGGGAGUGUCUCCUAGCACCACUCCUGCCUUAACUGCUCCAUUGCCUUCUCUGCCUGAAGCCUCCCUCUCCCACACUGACUCUCUCUCACCUCCUACUGUAGCCAGCCCUUCCCCCUCGUUCAGCCUCCCCCAUUCUCAUCUCUCUGGCUCCUCAACUCCAAGGUCCAUUAAAUCCCCCUUGCCCUUCUACUCAUCUGGGCCUCAGCCCUCCACUCGCAGUUACUACCAGGCUGCUCCGCAAAGCAAAGAGAAGGUUGGUGGCUCCUCUUCUCCCUGCCCUCGCUGGGCAGGCGGGAGCCCUGAGAGCAUCCUCACAGAGCAGCACGGCACCCCUGGCAGCCAGGCCUGGCUCCAGAAGACUAGAGAGGGCAGCAGCAACCCUGAGCAGGGUUCCCGUGCUGCUCCCAACAUCUCUGUGGAGCGCUGUCUGAAACCAUCCCAGCUAGACAUGCGUGCAAGCCCAGAAAGGAGACCUGUGAGUUCCUCUGAGGACAACCAGUUGUGUCAGGAGCUAAUGGCUAUUGUGCAGGGAGGUAAAGCAGAGAAAAGAGGCACGAGGAGAGGUGAUCUGGGAAAGUUUCAAGGCGGGGAAAAGAAGACUGCAGACUCAAAAGCUUUCUCUUCACCUGCUCCUCUCUCUUCCUCUGCCCUCUCUUCCUCUACUGUCACAACACAGCCACCUCCCAGACUUACACGUAGAGUCAAUAAGCCACAGCCUUCCCUCCAUUCAUUGAGAGCUGGACCAGAUCUCACAGAGUCUGAAAAGAGCUAUGUGCAACCUCAAGCACAGCAGCAAGGAGCCAGCCCUGACAGAAGUCAAACACCACGAGACAUAGUUAGCUACCAAGCUCUAUACAGCUACACUCCUCAGAACGAUGAUGAGCUGGAACUGAGGGAUGGUGAUAUUGUUGAUGUUAUGGAGAAAUGUGAUGAUGGCUGGUUUGUGGGUACAUCCAGGAGAACAAGGCAAUUCGGCACCUUCCCGGGCAACUAUGUGAAGCUUCUGUACCUGUAAAGUAACAGUAAUCCCACAGUGACAGAGAUGGAGCUGUUUUUCAGAUGGUGUUUUUAAACAAUGAAGAAAGAGACAAUUUAUGAAUGUAAUAGACAAGAGAUGAAAAGUGUUAGGAGGAUGUGGUUAUGUGAUACAGUAUUGAGUUGAAUGUGUAGCCCUGCUUCUACUAAUUCAGGGUAUGAUUUGUUUGCUGAAGGAGAGACAGUUUCUAGUUUACAGUGCUGCCUUUGUGUAUUCCUCUCCCCUCCCCAACAAGAGUUCUGGUGAUAACCUUAAUUCGUAUGGAGUACUUUACUUCUGAGAAGGCUUCAGGGAAGCAAAAGGUAUAGGUUUUGUUUGUGUGUUAAGAUAUGACAGUACUUCCAGAAAGUACGUGACCUUGCAGCUUCUCCGUUCACUGGUGAGGUCAGGGAGGCCAGGCUUCCUGCCUUGCUGAAGGCUUACUGUGCUCUGCCUUCCACUCCCAUAGAACUCCCUUCCUUCAUGCCAUGCACCUUAAGACCCCAUAUGGGCAGAGGACAGCCAGUGUGGUUAAACUGCAGAACUCUGUUGAGAAGGAGUUUGGGACUGGAAGUUUAAUCCAGAGGUGUCAGCCAAAGUGUACUGCAGACACUCAAAAAGCCCAAACCCUUUCCUAACACAUUACCCACUUCUGCAAGGUUUUUUUCUUUUGUGCAGGGUGUGUGUGUGUGUGUGUGAGUGUACUGUGUGCAGCAAAACGAACGGAGUAAUGUUUUUUUAAAGAGAAAACAACCUGGCUUUGACAUUUAUCUGCACAAAGAAUAAAACCAAUAAACAGAACAUCCAUGAGAGCAAAUCCUGUUUAUGAGUCCUACGGCUGUUUGCUUUCUCUGCUCCCCCUUGUUGGCCCAAAAAGAGUUGAAGCAUGCUCUUUGGGAAGAAGGCUUUGCUUCUCUAGCAUUAAAUGUCAGAGGUUCUGAUAACUCUGAGAAACAUGCCUUUGAAGGUGCCUUUUUCUGUUGUUCUUGCAGUGUAGAUGGUAGAUCCAAUAAACACCUGCAUUUUGACUGGCCCUUAGUCCAACAAAAAAGUCUGCUCAGUUUGGAAAGCCGUGUUUACAGCGGUUGUUACCAGUCAUAGAGAUUUGUAUUUCUUUGAGGAAAAAAACGUGGCUUGCCUGUAAAUCCACUACGAAUACUCUUUUGAUAGACACUUUGUUAUUAAGAAGUAUAAACAAAACCGGUUCUAUCAGACUCUGCUUCCUACAGUUACCAUACAAAUAGCAAAAGGUUAGAUUGCUAUUUUGUCAUAAGCCGUAUUUAAUAAUAUAAAAUGCCUAUUUUUAUGCUGAUGCUUUUAUACAGAUUUAUUAAGAGUAACUACAACUAACUGUUAGCACGACUUGCAAUAUGUUUUGAUAAACUAGCCAUGCUCCUGGGUUUGAAAUCAAAUAGGCUUGUCUUCCGUCUCAGUCUGCGGAGGAGAAGACUCAGUGUCUCAGAAGUUUGACUGUAAAUAUGUAUAUUUAACUUUGUACAGACAAUGUACUUACCUUGUAUAGAAAAAUAAUUUAAACGCAUUGAGCGAAGGGAGAAAAAGAAAGGCAGUUGUCAGAGGUUGGGAUUUUAUUCCACUUUUAUUUAAAUGAUGGAAUUCUGUGUGUGUUCAUAUAAAGAGUUUUAGCACAAAAUAUCCACUAGGAAAGAGUUUCAGAUAUGACACUGACCACUGACAGCACCACUGUCUCUUUUCAAUAGGAGAUAUCAUUAAUUCUGCAUCUUAUUUAUGUAUUUUUCUGCUUUGGUUUUUUCUUCCAUUUAUUCGUAGCAAGACAUAGGCUGUUGCUAAGAUUGGAUAGCACCAAAUUAAUCUAUCCAGCAAAGUAACACAAUAAUACUGACUGUAUAUAACCUACUCAUUUAAAGGUUUAUUUUCUGUUCUCUUGCCAUUUUAAGUUACACACACACACACACACACACACACAUCACAACUUAUUUUUGUGUUGAUUUUUGUUCCUUAUUGCAGUGGAUUACUAUUUGGCAAUUAAUAAAUGGAAGUAUUGAAUUAC